Messenger RNA from Micropterus salmoides (largemouth bass), 2035 nucleotides. RefSeq names its product gamma-aminobutyric acid receptor subunit beta-3-like. Gene Ontology annotation, cellular component: synapse; membrane; neuron projection. Gene Ontology annotation, biological process: monoatomic ion transmembrane transport; regulation of membrane potential; chemical synaptic transmission. The transcript is spliced from 10 exons. NCBI's taxonomy places the organism in Eukaryota, Metazoa, Chordata, Actinopteri, Centrarchiformes, Centrarchidae. The record is from RefSeq and is a predicted model, not a curated record. The coding region runs from base 361 to 1884 and encodes 507 amino acids. Gene Ontology annotation, molecular function: neurotransmitter receptor activity; extracellular ligand-gated monoatomic ion channel activity; GABA-A receptor activity.
GAGUGCCUUCACCGCCACCAGCAGCAGCAGCAGCAUCCCUGUACACCCUCCUCAUCAAUAUGCGCUUCAGCUCCUGAAUGUAAGAGCCUCUUAUUGCACAGUCAGAGACGGCAAAGAAGAGCGGAGCCAGUAUUCACGCCGGGGAGGCGAUGUCAGCGCAUAUUUCAUAUCUGACUCCCUCCACAGCAAGCUGCUGACUUUUACCCCCCUCCUCAAGCGACUUUCUCCUUUUGGGCAAUCAAUGGAUGUACUCUGAUUUGGAGAGCGUCCGGAACCGUCUCGACUGUUGAUUGGGGGGCUCUUUGCUGUUGCUGUGGUUGUAAACAACGAGAGAAGAGGGGGGGAAAAGAGGAAAGGGUGAUGUUUGCCUUGCACAGGGUUCGUCAAUUUCGCGUCUUGUCCGCGCUGGUUGUCGGUUCGAUUGUGUGUUGCGCGAAAAGCGUCAACGAACCGGGCAACAUGUCUUUCGUGAAGGAGACGGUGGAUAAACUACUGAAGGGAUAUGAUAUCCGACUGAGGCCGGACUUUGGAGGGGCCCCUGUUGCAGUGGGGAUGAGCAUAGACGUGGCCAGCAUAGACAUGGUGUCAGAAGUCAACAUGGACUAUACGCUGACCAUGUAUUUCCAACAGUACUGGAGGGACAAGCGUCUAGCCUACAUAGGAAUUCCUCUCAACUUGACCUUGGAUAACAGGGUUGCCGACCAGCUGUGGGUCCCUGACACCUACUUCCUCAACGACAAGAAGUCUUUCGUCCACGGAGUCACAGUCAAAAACCGUAUGAUCCGCCUGCAUCCAGACGGAACCGUUCUGUAUGGCCUCAGGAUAACUACAACAGCAGCGUGUAUGAUGGAUCUCAGGAGGUAUCCCCUGGACGAACAGAACUGCACUCUGGAGAUAGAGAGCUAUGGCUACACCACAGAUGACAUCGAGUUUUACUGGAAAGGAGGCGAGUCGGCUGUAACGGGGGUGACAAGGAUUGAGUUGCCUCAGUUCUCCAUUGUCGAUUACAAGUUGGUGUCCAGAAACGUAGUCUUUUCCACAGGUGCCUACCCUCGACUGUCUCUGAGCUUUAAGCUGAAGAGGAACAUUGGCUACUUCAUCCUGCAGACGUACAUGCCAUCGAUCCUGAUUACCAUCCUCUCCUGGGUCUCCUUCUGGAUAAACUAUGAUGCGUCAGCAGCCAGAGUGGCUCUAGGGAUCACCACGGUGCUGACAAUGACCACUAUCAACACCCACCUGAGAGAGACGCUACCCAAGAUCCCCUACGUCAAGGCCAUCGACAUGUACCUGAUGGGCUGCUUCGUCAUGGUCUUCCUGGCCCUGCUAGAGUACGCCUUUGUCAAUUACAUCUUCUUUGGAAGGGGCCCUCAAAUGCAAAAGAAGCUAGCGGAGAAGGCAGAGAAGGCCAACAAUGAGAAGGCAGCCAAGUACGACGCUGCGAGGGAGGCAGGUAGUAGGACCGCAUCCCUAAAACGGUCCAAUCAGGUUAAAGGUCUUCGCCACUCACGCUCGGCGGAACCGCAAAGCCACGGGAACAUCCUGCUAACCACCCUGGAGAUCCAUAACGAAGUGGCGGGAGGCGAGAUCACCACCAGCGUGGCGGACAUUAGGAACUCUCAGUCCAUGGUGCAGUUGGACAGCACGGCCUCGACGCACAUCCAGUACCGCAAACAGAGCGGCGGGGUCGGCCCUCGCUCCGCCAGCCGCCACUCCCUGGACCGGUCCACCCAGAUAAAACGCAGCCGUCUGCGGAGGCGGUCCUCGCAGCUCAAAAUCAAAAUCCCCGACCUGACGGAUGUGAACGCCAUCGACCGUUGGUCACGGAUCAUCUUUCCCUCCGUUUUCUCACUGUUCAACCUCAUCUACUGGCUCUACUAUGUCUGAUUGGACUGUUUUGUUAAGAUGUUAGUUGUUGUUUGUUUGAUUCUUUUCCCAUUUUGUUCUCUUUCUUCCUUUUUUCUGUUGCUUUUAUACAUGAUGGAAUAUGUCGAGUUAAAGACUGCAACACUACAAGACAAAAAAAAAAAAAAAAACA